Molecule: messenger RNA, 1817 nt
Organism: Diatraea saccharalis (sugarcane borer)
Lineage: Eukaryota; Metazoa; Arthropoda; Insecta; Lepidoptera; Crambidae
Source: the annotation of a GenBank genome assembly
UUCAUUUACUUAUAAACGCAAAACAUCAACAAACGUGUUUUAAAAAUCUUUUUGUGUUUAUUUUUUUUUAUUUCAUAAUGAUCGGAAUCAUUAUUUUGAUAGCCGGAAUCACUUAUUUCAUGGUGUUAUUUUAUAAGAACGCGUACAAGAGAAUGGAAAAUUUUCCUCCGGGACCUCCUAGCUUGCCAGUCUACGGUGCAUACUGGAUUGUGCUGCUGACAGAAAUCAACAACUUGGCUGGCGCUUUCAGAAAACUCAGCAAGAUAUAUAACACCAAAAUAGUCGGGUUGAACCUCGGCGUGUAUCCUACUAUUGUCGUCAACGAUUCUGCAUUAAUUAAGAAAAUGCUUUAUACUGAGGAAUUUGACGGAAGAGUUGAUAUUAUACUUAGCCGUCUACGUUCUUACUGGAAGAAGUUAGGUAUAUUCUUCACGGAUGGUUAUUUCUGGCAUACACAAAGGCGAUUUUCGCUAAGAUACCUUCGAGAUUUCGGCUUCGGCAGACGGGACGAGGGUUUGGAGACCGUUGUGGAGGGUGAGAUCAAGGAGAUGAUUGACAUGACUAUUAACGGCCCCAAGUAUCCUGCCGAAAAGGAGCUCGUGAAUGGAAAUCUGAUUUAUUUGCCUCACUACUUCGCCGUCCCUUUCAUCAACGGCAUGCUUCAUGUCUACACUAAGAUGACCUUACCAAGAUCGGAAUACAAUACGUUAUGGGAACUGGCAAAGCAUACUCUAAUAUUUCAGAGAAGUUCCAAUGAUUUUGGAGCUGCUCUAUCUUUGACACCGAAAAUAAAAGAUAUAUUUCCUAAUUGGAGUGGUUAUAACAGCUUGAGGAAAGGCAACCAGUGCUUACUAGAUUUCUUUGAGAAAUUAGUAAAAAGGGUGAUUAAAACACAUGACAGCACUCACGACCGCCAUUUUCUCGAUAUGUAUGUUAAGAGAAUGAAGGAAGAACUCGAGAAAGAGGGACGUUCAACUUUUUCGGAAGAUCAGCUAGUCCUGAUUUGCACGGACUACAUGUUCCCGGCCGCUUCUGCCACGGAGGCGGUAAUAACCAUGUUAAUUGAAAGAUUAUUGCUCCAACCCGAAAUUCAAGAGAAAAUACACGAAGAAAUCGAUAGAGUUGUCGGAAGAGGGAGGUUGCCAAAUCUGGAUGAUAGGAAGAAUAUGCCGUAUACUGAGGCGUGUCUCCGUGAAAUGAUGAGGGUCGAGCCACUGGUGCCGAUGGGAGUGCCACAUCGCUGCACUUCUGAUGUCAAGUUUAAUGGAUACGAUAUACCCGAAAAUACGAUUGUGAGUGCGAAUUACUCGAUUCUCCACAUGGACAAAGAGAUCUGGGGUGACCCUGAAAAUUUCCGUCCUGAGCGAUUCCUCACUAACGGCCACUUGGAUGUGUCGAAGGACAAGUCACUGCCAUUUGGAGCUGGCAGACGCUUGUGCGCGGGGGAAACUUAUGCGCGGCAAACUAUGUUUCAAGUUUUCGCUGGAUUUAUGCAAGCUUUUCAUGUUUCAACUGUCGAUGGAAAACCACUCAAGAAACCGGCAAAACGGAUACAGGGUAUUAUCACAACGAUACCCGAGUUUUGGAUCAGCGUUACACCAAGAAUUUAUAAGGAUAAUUGACAUAUUAUUUUCUAUUUACUAUACGUAUUCCUAUAUAAAUAAUUAUUUAUCUUAAGUAUCUGUAACAAAAUCUCAAUUUAACUGAAGGUUUUUUCCUUAAUUAGAAUGAUAACACCAAGGCCCUUAUGUUGUAUCAUUGUAUCGUCUGAUAAUAUUAUUUAUUUUAUGUUUAGUAAAAAUUUAUACAAAUUUAAU